GAGCCCGCGUGUUUCGUGUCUACUGUUUAGAAGUCGUCUUCAGAGAACAUGUUCGUUCCAAUUAUUCUCGCAUGUAUUGUGGCGGUGUUUGGGAGGCAUCACCAUGGUGUGGUCAGCCACGGUCAUUACCACCACCAACAGCCGAGUGGUGUCCAUCAAACAGAUUCUAUAUCUCCUUUAAUUGUCGGUGGUACUAGAGCUGACCCAAAAGACUGGCCAUGGCAGGCGACCUUAUCUAUGUCGAAUCAGUUAUUUUGUGGCGGCUCACUCAUUAAACCUCAUCCUGCCGGUGAAUACUUCGUGUUGACUGCAGCACACUGUGUAGAUGGCGCUAAUCAAGUGUUUAUGAAUGUUACAUUCGGACAGACAUUUUACGAGUAUAAUCGUAAUCAUGAUAUCCAAACAGUUGGUGUUAGUGAAAUAAUCAUGCACAAGGACUAUAACCGAAGAACGUUAGAGAACGAUGUGGCUCUACUGAGACUUUCACCUCAACCGGAUGUUACAUCGGAACAUGUAAAGAUUGGCCCAGUGCAGCUACCCUCCGUUGGUGAUGGAUUUAGACGUGAUGCCAUGGUCUGGGUAACAGGUUUCGGCACCACUUCAAGCGGUGGAGGUACCCCCGAAUAUCUUAUGCAGGUAGAGAAACCAUACGUAACUGACGAGGAAUGCAAGAACAGCUAUGGGCAGGACUUUGAUGCCGGUUUCCAUGAUGUGUGCAGGAGAGGAGGGAAAAGAUGCUUGUCAGGGAGAUUCCGGUGGUCCUCUUGUAUACGCAGAAGACACAAGUUCUCCAGCUAACUUCAAGCUAUAUGGAGUUGUAAGCUGGGGAAUUGGCUGUGGAUCCCCUGGUUAUCCUGGUGUAUACGCCAACGUCCUCAAUUAUCUCGACUGGAUUGACGAGAACACCCAAUAAAACUUGUUCCCAAAUCUUUUUCUAUUUGUAAUACUAGAAACGAAUAAAAUGUAUACUUAAUA
Pecten maximus is the source of this 975-nucleotide messenger RNA. Its product is annotated as trypsin-1-like. The coding region runs from base 49 to 798 and encodes 249 amino acids. Gene Ontology annotation, biological process: proteolysis. The transcript has 7 exons. Gene Ontology annotation, molecular function: serine-type endopeptidase activity. The record is from RefSeq and is a predicted model, not a curated record. Lineage: Eukaryota; Metazoa; Mollusca; Bivalvia; Pectinida; Pectinidae.